AUGGAGGAUAGUUUAAGCGUAAAAUCAAAUGAGUCUGUAGCUACUAGUGAGGAAUUUGAUUUCGUUGGCGAAAAACCUGGUGUUAGCAGGACACCUACAUUGGAUUUUAAGAACGGAGGUUUAAAUGAACUAAAGGACGCUCUUACUGAAGUAUUACUAGAAAGUGACGGCAAAAUGAACGAUGUUGUCGAGGAGGUUAAGCAAAUCGGGCAUUCAACGUUUUACAGCCUAGUUCCACCAGGAAAGGAUCCUUUAACAAUGGAGCAAAGUUUGUCGCCCACUGAAAAACAGGAUAUAAUGAAACCAGAUUCAAGUGAAGAAGAAGAAGUCAUCAUUAAAGUUUCAGAUGUUGACCAGGAAUGCACUAUAUUUUCUGGUGUUACUUAUUUGGGUGCAGCUGCUAUAAAUGCGCCUAAAUCUGAAGCUGAAAUUCAAAGAAAUAUGGCCAUCUUAAAUGAACAAAGUUCAGAGCUGGGAAUUAAAGUGUCUGUAUCUGUGCCAUCUAUGUCCCAGGGAUUUGUUGUGUUGUAUGAUGCCUCCACAAAUUCUGUAAUUUCACGAUAUGAGAUUCAUAGGAUUGUGUUUUACACUCGUGGUUCUGUAGAGACUCCAGAAGGCAGUUGUUUUGCAUUCACUUGGUCCCAUGGGGAUACCCAGGAGUCUGCUAUUUAUCAGUGCCAUGUGUUCAGAUGUGAUAUUGUUGAAGCAGUCUCUAGAGUAUCAGGUUGCUUUGCUAAAGCUUUUAUGCGGGUACCAAGGUCAAUGAGUAGUUCAGUAGCUUCAGCUGCAGAUAUGAUGACUGGAUCCAUCACGACUUUAUCUGAAGCACGAACAUUAAUGUACGUGUUUGAAGUUAAUUUGGAAAUCAAGGAAGAUGAUGGCAAGGGAACAUUUCAUUCAGUUGGCAAAGACAAAAGUGGCUUUAAAUUGAAAGCGAAUUUGGAGAAGCAAUUGGCUAUUGGCAUUCGUCAAGUUUCGGAUAAUGGACCACAACUGCACAUCGAACGUUGUUUUGGGGUUUUAAUAGCUGCCGGAAGACACGUCAAACAUUCUGAUAUGCAACUUCUUGAGAUGAUCGAGCAGGCAGACUCGAGCAACGAGAAAAACUGCACGACCAUCUGCGCAUCGUGGGACCUUUCGGAACCUUCGUUUGGCCCUUUUAACGUUGAGACGCCCAAAGAUCUGAAACAGUACAUGACAGUCGCAGUAGACCUGGUAAUACGUUGCAUUAAGGAGCCGGUGAGGUUUUUAAUCGAAACCCCUGUGAGAAUUCACGGACCGAACGAAAGAAAUUUCUGGUAUUUCCAAAGGAAAAGUCUUACUCAGCAGUUCUUCCUUAACUUGAAAGAGGUCACGUCUGCCGAAUUGAACGAUGUGUCCUACGAGGUCCUAAACAUGGAAACUUCAGGCGAGUUGGAUAGAAACUUGUUGAAUCUGAAUCUUAAUUUGUCCAGCCUUAUACAAUCACCCAGUAUUACGUCUAUUGAUACUUUAACUCCCAAAGAAGAAUAUCAUUCAGAUGGAGACGAACCUCUAUUAAGCGGGACAGGACUUGUCUCUAAAGAUUGUUCCGAAGACGUGCUCGAAAGUUGGGCGGACGUUUUAAACAAAUGGAAGUCCACAAAACAAAAACCUAAACAACUUGCCGGAUUGGUCCGUAUGGGAAUCCCCGAGGCACUGAGGGGUGAAGUCUGGCAACGUCUAGCGGGUGUAGAGGAAAACUCGGAAAUGCUGGAGAACUACAGAAUAUUAAUAACUAAAGAAAGCAGUUGUGAAAAUGUUAUACAAAGAGACAUUGCAAGAACAUUUCCUGCUCACGAUUUCUUUAAGGAAAUAGGUGGCUUGGGACAAGACUCUUUGUAUAGAGUUAGUAAGGCUUAUGCUGUCUAUGACUCCGAAGUUGGGUACUGCCAGGGGCUAAGUUUUCUAGCUGCUACUCUACUUUUACAUAUGCCAGAAGAACAGGCGUUCUGCGUUUUAGUCAAGCUGAUGUAUGACUAUGGCCUAAGAGAUCUGUACAAAGAUGGCUUUGACAAUCUGUAUUUGCGACUCUACCAACUGAACAGACUAAUGGAGGAGCAGUUGGCGCCCCUAUUUCAACACUUUAAAACUCACAACGUGGAAACGCAUAUGUUUGCAUCUCAAUGGUUUUUGACCCUCUUUACUGCCAGAUUUCCCUUGUAUUUUGUGUUUCACAUCAUCGAUGUUUUUCUACUACAGGGUAUUGAUACUUUGUUCCAAGUAGCACUAGCUUUAUUGAUGUUGUGCAAAAAAGACCUUUUACAAUUAGAUUUCGAAGGAAUUCUAAAAUAUUUCCGUGUAUCUCUUCCAAAAAAAUGCAGAACAGAAGAAUCCGCCAAACAGCUGAUUAAACUGGUCUGCAGCAUUAAAGUCAAGAAGCUUAAAAAAUACGAAGCAGAUUUAAACAGCCUCAAAGAAAGCUGGGAAAUUAUCAAUUUGGAUUCAGAGGUUGCAGAGAAAAAGGAACAGGAGGCCAACGAGACGGAGCAGCUGCGUUUGGCAGUCACCCGCUAUGAAGAAGAACGCAAGCUGAUGUUGGAGGAAAUUUCGCAGCUGAAAGAUAUGUUGAAACGGGAAGUUAACCAGGCGGAAACCGACAAAAAGAAUAACAUCGCUAUCAUUAAUGAUUAUAAAAUGGUCAGGCAACGUUUGGACACUCAACUGCAUGCUGUCAGAGCCGAGCUGGAUGGAUUAAAGGUUAACAUAGCAAACUGCGAAAUAUGCACAGCCUUUCUCGAAGUGAACAAGUCAGACACAAAGCAAAACAUAAACGACCAAUUAAAUGAAGAAGAACGAGUUAGAGAGUUGGAAUUAGAGCUUGCGCAGACCAAACUAGCCCAUGUUGAAGCUGAAUGCAGAAAUCAGAAUCUGACCCACCAACUCCGUGCCACCGAGUUGGAGCUAAACACGGCCAAAAACAGUUGGCCGCCCUGGUUGAGCAAGACGCUGAGUUCCAUCAAAGAGGUGGCCAACAAGAAAGAGUUCACCCACUUCGCGUAUCCGCCGAACCAGUUGCCGAACGUGAACCCCACCUUCAUCUCGCACAUCAGCGAGGCGAGGCGCGAGAGCGUGCCGAUCAGACACGACAAACCGGCGAUCGUUGCCGACGGCAGACGAGAAUCGGCGCCGCCCUUAAUCAAAGAUUCGCAGAGUUGCAGCAGCCUGCAGUCU
Brassicogethes aeneus is the source of this 3192-nucleotide messenger RNA. The record is from the annotation of a GenBank genome assembly. NCBI's taxonomy places the organism in Eukaryota, Metazoa, Arthropoda, Insecta, Coleoptera, Nitidulidae.